UACUACGUCUUCGCCAUGGUGGGGAUGGAGGUGUUCAAAGACAAGGUGAAGUUUUACGAGGAGGGCUCCAGCGACCCGGCGAAGGCGUACUGCGGGAACCCUCUGCUGGAGAAGAAGACCUUCGCUCAACUCAACUACUGCAAGAACAACUUCAACAACGUGGUGUCGUCCUUCAUCCUGCUGGUGGAGCUCACCGUGGUCAACCAGUGGCACGUGCUCAGCAGCGGCUUCGCCAUCGUCACACACGCGUCGGCCAGGAUCUUCUUCAUCCUCUUCCACAUCGUAGUCGUCAUCAUCAUCAUCAAGUAAGAGGAGG
Plectropomus leopardus (leopard coralgrouper) is the source of this 316-nucleotide messenger RNA. The record is from RefSeq and is a predicted model, not a curated record. NCBI's taxonomy places the organism in Eukaryota, Metazoa, Chordata, Actinopteri, Perciformes, Serranidae.